UUCGCAGUAUAUUUGAAGCAGUUUCCCUUUAAAGCCGUGGUCAAUGUCAGCCUGCAGGCGACAGAGCGGACAGUCGAAAUGAAACCUCUGUGGAGGAAACUCUUCCACCGAUCGCUUCCACUGCCUCAAGAACAGUGCAGCUCGUGCCAUUAAAAAAAUCGCCGUUACUUUUCCCGCGUUUUGUUUUACUAAACGUCAACAGAGUUUAAAAGUUUAUUUUUUUAAGUGAUUUUGUUUUUAAAUUCUGGAUUGUUGUGUGCCAGUGUGUUCAGUACUUAUUUGAAAUUUAUGAUUUAAUAGUUUUAUUAGUUUUUAAUUAAAGAAGAGUGACUGCUGUGUGUGUACGAGUGCGGAGUCAGUUUCUUCUACUUAUCUAUUCACAGCGGAAACAUAAAAGGCAUCACCAUGUACGGCCUGCUCUUGGAGAACAUGGCGGAGUACAUCCGGCAGACGUACGGCGAGGAGCGCUGGGAGGACAUCCGGCGGCAGGCGGGCGUGGAGCAGCCCUCCUUCUCCGUGCACCAGGUCUACCCGGAAAACCUCAUCUGUAGAUUGGCCAAGAAGGCGCAGGAGGUCCUAGGAAUAUCGGAGCGUGAGUUCAUGGACCAAAUGGGCGUGUACUUCGUCGGCUUCGUCUCUCAGUACGGCUACGAUCGCGUCCUGUCAGUCUUGGGCCGUCACAUGAGGGACUUCCUCAAUGGCUUGGACAACCUCCAUGAGUACCUCAAGUUCAGCUACCCGAGGAUGAGGGCACCCAGUUUUAUAUGCGAGAACGAGACACGGCAGGGGUUAACGCUCCAUUAUAGGUCUAAAAGGCGCGGGUUUGUGUAUUAUGCUAUGGGGCAGAUUCGGGAGGUAGCGAGACAUUUCUAUCACAAAGAAAUGCGAAUAGAGCUUGUACGAGAAGAAUUACUUGUGGACACAGUUCAUGUGACCUUUCAACUAACUUUUGAUAAUCGUGCCUUCACUUUGGCAUCUUUGGCAAUGACACGCGAAGAAAAACAUCUGCCAAUAAGCGCUUCUGUACUAUUCGAGAUAUUCCCUUUUUGCAUCGUUUUUGGUUCGGACAUGGUGGUACGCAGCAUCGGCAACUCUCUGAUGGUGAUUCUGCCAGACCUGGUGGGGAAGAAGAUCACCAACUGGUUCGAUCUGGUGCGGCCGCUCAUCGCGUUCAAAUUCCAGACGAUCCUGAACCGCACGAACAACAUCUUCGAGCUGGUGACGGUGGAGGCGGUGAUGCACGAGAAGCCCUCGGACAAGCGCUCCGAGAUCCUCAAACUGAGCGACGAGACCGACGGCACCACCGAGAAGAACCUCAGACUCAAAGGUCAGAUGAUCUACAUGGACAACUGGCGCAUGAUGAUGUACCUGGGCACGCCGGUGAUGCCCGACCUGUCGGCGCUGGUGUCUACCGGGCUGUAUAUCAACGAUCUGUCUAUGCAUGACUUUAGCAGAGACCUGAUGCUAGCAGGCACGCAGCAAUCGGUGGAGUUGAAACUGGCGCUGGACCAGGAGCAGCAGAAGAGCAAGAAGUUGGAGGAGUCCAUGAGGAAACUUGACGAGGAGAUGAAAAGAACUGAUGAACUGCUGUACCAGAUGAUACCGAAGCAGGUGGCCGAUAGACUGCGCAAGGGAGAAAACCCUAUUGAUACUUGUGAGAUGUUCAACAGCGUCUCGAUCCUGUUCUCUGACGUCGUCACGUUCACGGAGAUCUGCUCCCGCAUCACGCCCAUGGAGGUGGUGUCCAUGCUCAACGCCAUGUACUCCAUCUUCGACACCCUCACCGAGAGGAACCGCGUCUAUAAGGUAGAGACGAUUGGAGACGCAUACAUGGUGGUGUCGGGGGCUCCGGAGAAGGAAGACAAUCAUGCUGAGAAGGUGUGUGACAUGGCCCUGGAUAUGGUCGAUGCUAUCACAGACUUAAAGGAUCCUAGCACAGGAUCCCACUUGUCAAUUCGCGUGGGUGUCCACUCAGGGGCUGUAGUCGCUGGUAUUGUAGGCCUUAAGAUGCCCCGUUACUGCCUCUUCGGAGACUCCGUAAACACUGCCUCAAGGAUGGAGUCCACGUCAGAAGCUAUGCGGAUACACAUAUCACAGACCACGCAUGAACUGCUCUCUCCUGAAUAUAUGGUCACUGAGCGCGGAGAAAUACAGGUUAAGGGGAAAGGAGCGAUGAAGACCUACUGGCUGGAAGGUCGCGAAUCACGAUCGGCUCUCAAUAAGAUGAUAUCCCCACAACUGCAGCCUGGCACUGAGCCGGAGUGGGAGCGAGCGGCUGACAUCCGCGACAGCAUCGCAGAGCAUUCAGCUCUCGUACUCAAGGAGAGCUCCCCGAAUGUUUCCGGAAACUUUCCCAAUGACCUCCUCCCGAAUUCCGCAGUCAGCUCCGGUGCGAACUCACUGGUUAAUGGUGCUGGCAAUAUUGUCGUCACUUUGAAGACUUCGCAAGGUCAAAUAACCAGCACAGCUGCACCUACAGUGACGUCACCAGUGGAAGAGAGACGGAUGUAUUCGCCCGUCACCUUCCAAGACGUGGCGAGGCGGAGUAUCGCCAACUCACCCAGCAGGCAUGAGAAGGGAAGAGAAACCAGGUCCAAUUCGGCAAGUGUCGGUGGAACCUGGACUGAUGCAGAGUCCAUGGACUUCAGGACGUACGACACUCCACGCAACAUCCCCACUUCCGACAGCCUGAAUUCUACCUUCUGUUUCAGUACUACAUCACCUUACAGACCUGGCACCGCGCCCGCCACCAAGGACCCUGAUAAUGACAGCUUCAAUGAUUUAUUGAGUAAGCCUCGUAUGUCUCCACCCCGCUCCGCUCCAGUACUGACAGAGUCAUUCUCUACUCUGAGGCCUGAGACUGCCUGUUCGAUGAUACCAAGGAACAGUGUUGAUGACCUGGAAACCGACACAGAAUACCAAGACGCUCAUACUGAAGAGCCAGCCCACGUGUGCACCAUAUCAGAAAACGUAGAGCAAACAACUCAGCCGAAGCUGGGCAAAGCUGGACGAUUCAAGGCCAAAAUCGCACCAGGACACCACAAGGGUUGCGUCAACCAAAAAGCAACACUCAAAGAUUCGAUGAAGGAUAAAGGUAGCCAAAGUGGUAACCUGACCGCCCACGGCCAUCAUCAUACCAAGAAUGCGAACCAUCACCAGUGCUGUGGGGCGUUCGGUAACCCACAUGUGCGACAUAAAUCUAGUAAUUCCAGUUGUAGUAUAAUUUAAGCUGUCGCUCGUUUCUCAGUGUUAUGUUAGAUGAAAUUUUAGAUGUUUUGAACGUUGAAUGAUAUAGUGUCUGUACUUCGGACUUAGUCCGAAUUUUAGUGAUUUAUUGAGGUACUUACUUACUU
This is a messenger RNA of Plutella xylostella (diamondback moth), 3353 nucleotides long. It is a transcript of the gene Gyc88E, whose product is annotated as Guanylyl cyclase at 88E. Gene Ontology annotation, cellular component: guanylate cyclase complex, soluble. Gene Ontology annotation, biological process: response to oxygen levels; cGMP biosynthetic process; nitric oxide-cGMP-mediated signaling. NCBI's taxonomy places the organism in Eukaryota, Metazoa, Arthropoda, Insecta, Lepidoptera, Plutellidae. Gene Ontology annotation, molecular function: oxygen sensor activity; nitric oxide binding; heme binding. The record is from RefSeq and is a predicted model, not a curated record.